Molecule: messenger RNA, 1137 nt
Organism: Lemur catta (Ring-tailed lemur)
Lineage: Eukaryota; Metazoa; Chordata; Mammalia; Primates; Lemuridae
Gene: FOXR1
Product: forkhead box R1
Exons: 6
Coding region: 216-1094 (292 amino acids)
Biological process (GO): regulation of DNA-templated transcription
Cellular component (GO): nucleus
Molecular function (GO): sequence-specific double-stranded DNA binding; DNA-binding transcription factor activity
Source: RefSeq, a predicted model, not a curated record
AAAUGGGACUCUCCACACCUGAGAUGCCUCCAGCCUCAUUCAAUCAGAGCCCGCGUAUUUGAGGAAGCGCCACCCAGGCCUGAUCUUUAGUCUCACCGAUUCUCCCACCCGGCGCCAGUCCCUCUCUCCUCUCGCUAAAGGUGGACCUCAAACUCCAACAUCUCGACUUCUGGGACAGCCUCCAUGGCCAGGUCCCGGGACUGCUGGACUGGGACAUGGGGAACGAGGCCUUUCUGGCCUUCACCACAGCGCACCUUCCCGUAGCCGAGCAGAACCUUGCCAGAUAUAAACUCCGAGUAGUUGAGCCACCAAAAUUACCCCUAGAAAAAAAACCCAACUGUGAAGAUGAUGGUCCGGAUUUUGAGCCCAAUCUGUGGAUGUGGGUAAACCCUAACAUCGUGUUUCCCCCUGGAAAGCUGGAGGUCCCUGAAUCUAGCAAGAGGGAGGAUGUGGCAAGCACACUCCCCUCCCCUCAGUCACCCCAGGAGGAGGAAGAUGCCAGUGGCUCAGAGGCCACAGGGGUGGAAUCACUGCCCCUUUCUUCCAGCGAGCAGUCUCCCCCUGAGAAGCAGUUUGCCUCUUCCCCCAGCAACCUGGAGCUCACAGAAGAGGAGGAGGCUGAGGACCAGGAUGACAGCUCCUCUGUGGCUCUCCCGUCCCCUUACAAAAGGGCCCCCCUCCAGAGUCGGAGGCUUCGACAAGCCAACAACCAGGCGGGGAGGCUCUGGUCCCGGCCCCCUCUCAAUUACUUCCACCUAAUUGCCCUGGCAUUAAGAAACAGUUCCCCCUGUGGCCUCAACGUACAGCAGAUCUACAGUUUCACUCGACACCACUUCCCCUUUUUCCGGACGGCUCCAGAAGGCUGGAAGAAUACUGUCCGCCACAAUCUCUGCUUCCGGGACAGCUUUGAGAAGGUGCCAGUCAGCGCGCAGUGUGGGGCCAACACACGGCCUCGGUCCUGCCUCUGGAAGUUAACUGAGGAGGGACACCGCCGCUUUGAGGAGGAGGUCCGCGCCUUGGCUUCCACUAGGCUGGAGAGUAUCCAACAGUGCAUGAGCCAGCCAGAUGUGAUGCCUUUCCUCUUUGACCUUUAAGUCCAGAAGCAAGAGUCAGCCCAUGCCUUAUUAAAGUUAACCU